AUGGCGCAGGCUGGAGGGUCUUACAACAAUCCCUUGAAGAAAUUCAAGUAUGCUGGUGUUUCUGGGGGAGCAGAGCGGCAAGAUACCCACAACCCAGACCCGAUUGGAAAAACUUCUCUCAUCACACGGUUUAUGUACGAUUCGUUUGAUAACAUGUAUCAAGCGACCAUCGGCAUCGACUUUCUGUCCAAGACCAUGUAUCUUGAAGACCGGACGGUGCGACUACAACUCUGGGAUACGGCAGGACAAGAGAGAUUUCGAAGUCUGAUUCCAUCAUACAUUCGAGAUUCAAGCGUGGCAGUGGUUGUCUAUGACAUCUCAAACGCAAAAUCAUUUCAAAACACGAAAAAAUGGAUCGACGAUGUUCGGGCGGAACGAGGCAACGAUGUCAUUAUUGUGCUGGUCGGCAAUAAGACUGAUUUAAACGAGAAGCGUGAAGUCACGACACAACAAGGGGAGGAUGAAGCUAAAAAGAACAAUUUGAUGUUUAUGGAGACUAGUGCGAAGCUAGGCCACAACGUCAAAAACCUAUUCAAACGGAUAGCGCAAGCGUUGCCCGGUAUGGAGGGAGCUGAUGCUGCAGCUCAAGCAUCCAGUCAGACCUACUCAAGAGGGAUGCUCGUGCUAACCAUCCAUCGUGGGCCCGAAGGGCGCGGAGAAUAUCCCCGUGUUGAUUCGCCUGCUGCAGCGCAUUUCGGGAAUCAUGUCGAAGUUUACAAGACUACAUCUAAGGGCUCCGCGACCACAGUGAGCCUUCAGACUGGAACAGAACUCAUCUCACUGGCGCUGGUAUUCAACAAGGUCACAGGAGUUUAUGGAUUGUUGGCAAUUUUGACUGGUUACCAGCUAUCUUUGCUUCAACUGUCGACGUACGUGUACUCGAUCGGUGUCCUGGGACUGCUUGUGUAUCUUAUUCCCUAUAUCCGACGACAGAGUCCUUUCGAAUGCUUGGCAUUAGCAUGGUUAUACGUUCUAGACACGACGAUAAACGGAGCUUAUACGGCCACGUUUGGGCUUGACUGGUAUUUUGCGAGCACCGCAAACAACGAAUCGGAUUCAGCAUCUACAUCCCUCCCAGGCAUUGUUGCACAAGGGUUCGACGGCCUUCGGCGAGAGCGCGCUGUUCAUGGCAAAGCUGUACCUCAAGAGACGGCUACUAGCAUGGUGUUGAUUGUGGGACUUACCCUCAUCCGAGUGUACUUCAGCCUGGUGGUGAUGGCAUUUUCCCGCCAAGUAUUGCAAAAAUAUAUGCAAUUGAUGAUUCUUGAGGGACCUGGUGUGGAUGAGAACGAAGGACCCUUCGCUGCUGACCUGCCAGACGGUGACGGCCGAAAAGGACGACUGGGCAGACUCAUGGUGUCUUUGGGCAAGGGAUACUGGUUGGAUAUCCCGGGAUCUGAGAACUGGGAGAGGAGUGUAGACGGAAAACCGCACAGUAAUGGUACUCUAGCGGGCCAAGUGAGCUCACAGUAG
Messenger RNA from Metarhizium acridum CQMa 102, 1473 nucleotides. The record is from RefSeq and is a predicted model, not a curated record. Lineage: Eukaryota; Fungi; Ascomycota; Sordariomycetes; Hypocreales; Clavicipitaceae.